Molecule: messenger RNA, 1041 nt
Organism: Paramacrobiotus metropolitanus
Lineage: Eukaryota; Metazoa; Tardigrada; Eutardigrada; Parachela; Macrobiotidae
Exons: 4
Coding region: 30-743 (237 amino acids)
Source: RefSeq, a predicted model, not a curated record
AUUGUUAUUGCCACAGCAUCUAAUCAUCGAUGCAAACGAUUAUACAGACUUUAUCAAACUCAGUACUAUUUUGCUCUGUGAAAAUGUCGUCGAUAGCGCUGCAUCUGCGUUUAGUGGGAAUUCUGGCACUGUGCCCUUUACUAUUAGCCAUUCCUGGUCCAUGGGAUUUGCUGCAGGAUUCCCUGGAUUUGAAAAAUACCAAAGUGUCUGGCUAUUUCCGCAUCGAAGCACUGAUUUUAACUAUGCAAAAUCCCCGUGGAACAACGAGAAAGUGGAUGCCUUGUGAUCUGGUUGCUGGAAAAUGCGAUCCUUUAAUCAAAGUGGCCAUUGACUAUAAUACUCCCAAUUACGACUUUGGAAAAGAUUCCGUUCCCUAUAGCCGCUUUUUAACUAUCUGGGACGGCAGCGGCGAAAACAGCGUGGACAUUAACAAAAUUGUUAGCAAAGAUGUUUGUAACCAUAGCACACGGAAAAUCAAUGUCAGAAUCCUUGCCAAAGAUAAAGAUGUACUGCGUGACGAUACAAUUGAUCACUGGAGCUGUUUCAUUCAAACUACGCCGGGACCGGCAGCUGAUGAGAGCUCGGCCCAGUGGUCAGAAGAAAAGACGUGCAGUGGACACAACAGUGCGCACAAGAUAACCUGGAAGUACCGGUGGUUCUUCGUACCACAGGAUCAGUGCAAGGAAGUCGAUGGCAGCAGCGGUAUUAUACGCCGAUACAUUCCUUUAUGGGGCAAGAAGUAAACUCAUUGGCCGCAAAUGAGCAGGGUUUUUUAACUGCUCCGCUAUCAGUAUUAUCAUUUCACAUCCGUGUGUAUAAUUAUUGUUAUUAAAAUUUCAUUUAUCUGGCAGUACAUUUAUGGCUUAUAAUUUAAUUACCUGGCGAAUCAGUGUUGCUAAACAGGGAGUAUUAUUUACUUCCCUUAGCGGCGCCUGAGGCAGUUUUCGAUCGUUUCUGCUGCAACUAAUGAUUGCACUUCUGAUUUCCUUGUUUUCACUUUUUUACGAACUCGCAUUCUAUUACAUAAAAUGCUUUGCUGGA